UUUAUCAACAAAGACUUGAAAAACCCAACCCAGAAAGUGUGUGAGACUGAGACACAUAAUGACUAUACUCUCGCUCUCAGCUUCAUCUUCUUCCUUUAUGCUUUCAUCGUCCUCCACUUGUUCUUCUUCAACAAAACCCCCAUUUUCUUCUUCCUCAAAGAAUGUCAUUAAAACCCCAUUUGUUGGGCUCUCCGUGGCACCACCACAAAAGCUUUGGCUUCCCACAACCACCAACCUGGGUUUUGACAAUGGAAGCAACCCAAGACGAAGCUUCGAGGUCUUCAGCACAAAGGAAAUCGCUCGCGUCCCCCUAGAUCAACGCUGGAUGUUCGAGGACGACGAAGUCGACGGCCCUGACAUUUGGAAUAAUACAUGGUAUCCAAAAGCUGCAGACCAUGUGAAUACUGAAAAGCCGUGGUAUAUUGUGGAUGCCACGGACAAGAUUCUUGGAAGAAUGGCAUCCACAAUUGCGAUUUACAUCCGCGGGAAGAAUUUGGCAACCUACACCCCCAGUGUGGACAUGGGGGCAUUUGUCAUUGUGGUAAAUGCAGAGAAGGUUGCAGUUUCUGGCAAGAAAAGAACCCAAAAGCUCUACAGGAGGCAUUCUGGACGACCAGGUGGGAUGACAGUGGAAACAUUUGACCAGCUACAGCAGAGAAUUCCAGAGAGAAUUAUCGAACAUGCUGUUCGGGGUAUGCUUCCAAAAGGGAGGCUUGGCAGAGCACUUUUCAACCACCUAAAGGUUUACAAGGGCCCAGAUCAUCCACAUGAGGCUCAGAAGCCAGUGGAGCUGCCUAUAAAGGAUAAAAGAAUACAGAUACAGAAGUAAAUUCCAAGUUGACUCUGCAAGUACAUCAGGAGCACGUGGUAUUGUAAUCUAGAUGGAAGCACUUGUAGGUUUCAUUUGCUUUUAUGUAAUUGUAUCUGAAAAUGCGAUUAAUGUCUAACAUUUUUCAGAGUUAUUAAUUUUGGAAAGAAAAAAAAAAAAAAACCUCUUUAUAUA
Molecule: messenger RNA, 1003 nt
Organism: Prunus dulcis (almond)
Lineage: Eukaryota; Viridiplantae; Streptophyta; Magnoliopsida; Rosales; Rosaceae
Product: 50S ribosomal protein L13, chloroplastic
Exons: 4
Coding region: 59-829 (256 amino acids)
Biological process (GO): negative regulation of translation; translation
Cellular component (GO): cytosolic large ribosomal subunit; ribosome
Molecular function (GO): structural constituent of ribosome; mRNA binding
Source: RefSeq, a predicted model, not a curated record